Molecule: messenger RNA, 704 nt
Organism: Maniola jurtina (meadow brown)
Lineage: Eukaryota; Metazoa; Arthropoda; Insecta; Lepidoptera; Nymphalidae
Exons: 2
Coding region: 170-670 (166 amino acids)
Source: RefSeq, a predicted model, not a curated record
CAGGCAGGCGGCGCCACAAGUUUAUUUAUACAUACAAUAAAUUAUACAAAUAUACAGUACAAUAUAUAAGAAUAAUGGGCAAGAAUGUCCAGUGUCAUUGCUAGUUGGUGAAUGGAUUUUGUGCUGGGGUAACCUGGGAACGGGGUAUCUACAAAAUUAUACUAAUAAGAUGCCGAAAUACCUAUUGCUUCUAUUCAUCAUCAUAAAAAAUUAUGAAGUCGCACCCUUGCCCAGCCAUUUUCUCAAGCCGAAGGACAUAUCCCCAGUUGACACUCACCAUCGGGUACCAUCAACCCAUAAUUAUAUACAACAAGUGGCAAGAAAGAAGAAAGGACCAAACAUACCGUACCAGACUUACUUCGUACAGAAUCUGCAUGUUAUACCGAUAUCAUAUCAAGUUCAUACCGAAAAUGUUAAUCGAAUGCAAGGACAACAUAACUUUACCCAACAUAUCCAGCAAUUGAUACCAGUUUUAAUACCGUUCCAUAAUUACGUACCGGUACAUGAUCUAACGGUAAUACCGUUGCACAGGGUGCUAGAAACGAAGAGUGGGUACGGUGAAGACGUAAACCCGUAUAGGAAUCCCUUGGGUGGGUAUGGAGCCGGUUCGUCCCUCGGGGGUCAGGGCGCAGGCCAUGGGUUUCACUACACUAAUAAUUAUUUUAUUUAAGGGUUUAUCAUUAGUAGUUAAUUAAAUAAAUUAU